This is a messenger RNA of Rana temporaria (common frog), 7254 nucleotides long. RefSeq names its product proline-rich protein 36-like. The coding region runs from base 1 to 7254 and encodes 2417 amino acids. NCBI's taxonomy places the organism in Eukaryota, Metazoa, Chordata, Amphibia, Anura, Ranidae. The transcript has a single exon. The record is from RefSeq and is a predicted model, not a curated record.
AUGCCAGCACCUCAUGUCCAUGUGACACAAGAUUUGCCUCCUUUGGUACCAGUGCCAUUGGUGUCAGCUCCUCAGGUUCUUGCAGCAUCAGCUUCUCAAGUUCCUGCAGUGCCAGCUUCUCAAGUUCCUGCAGUGCCAGCUUCUCAAGUUCCUGCAGUGCCAGCUUCGCAAGUUCCUGCAGUGCCAGCUUCUCAAGUUCCUGCAGUGCCAGCUUCUCAAGUUCCUGCAGUGCCAGCUUCUCAAGUUCCUGCAGCACCAGCUUCUCAAGUUCCUGCAGUGCCAGCUUCUCAAGUUCCUGCAGUGCCAGCUUCUCAAGUUCCUGCAGUGCCAGCUUCUCAAGUUCCUAUAGCUCCAGCUUCUCAAGUCCCUUUAACACUAGCUUCUCAAGUCUCUGCAGUGCCCGCUUCUCAAGUCCCUGCAGUGCCAGUUCCUCAGGAGUCCGGAGCACCAGUGCCAGCAAAUCAAGGACCCUUACCACAAAUGCCAGCUUCCCAAGAGCCUGCAGCAUCAUUGCAAGCUUCUCAGACCCCUGUGUUACCAGCUCACCAAGGCCAUGGUGCACUAGUACCUUUCUCUCAGACCCAUGCAGCAUUGGUGCCAGCUCAUGCCCCAGCAGCACUACAGCAGGCUGUGGUACCAGCGCAAGCUUACCAUGAUCCUACAGCACCAGUGCGAGUUUCUCAGCCUGUUACAACUUCAGGACCAGCAACUCAGACCCCUGUGUCACAUGUUCCUGUUCUACAUUCCCCUCCAGCACCAGUGCCAGUUCCUCAGGGCUAUGGGGCACCAGUGCCAGUCUCUCAAACAAAUGCCGUACCAAUGUCAGCUCAGGCCCCAGCAGUACAGCAAGCUUCUCAGGUCCCUGCGGUGGCAGUACAAGCUCACCAUGCCCCGGCAACACCAGUUACUCUGGUCUCUGCACCACAAUUAGCAGCUUAUCCGGUAACUGCAGCACCAGUACCAGUCUCUCAGACCCAUGCAGUACCAAUGCCAGCUCAGGCCUCAGCAGUACAGCAAGCUCCUCAGGUCCCCGCGGUGGCAGUACAAGCUCACCAUGCCCCGGCAGCACCAGUACCGGUUACUCUGGUCCCUGCACCACAAUUAGCAGCUUAUCCGGUAACUGCAGCACCAGUACCAGUCUCUCAGACCCAUGCCCUACCAAUGCCAGCUCAGGCCCCAGCAGUACAGCAAGCUUCUCAGGUACAAGCUCACCAUGCCCCGGCAGCAAUGGAUGUUCAUCAGGUCCCCACAGUACCGGGCCUAGCUCUUCAAGUUCCUGCAGGCUCAGUGGCAGUUUCUCGGGCCCCUGCAGCAGCAGUGCAUGCUCAACAGGUCCAUGUUGUACCCAUGACAGUUCCUCUGUACCCUGUAGUGCCAGUGCCAGUUCCUCCGCACAUUGCACUGCCAGUUCCACAGGUCCUUGUAGCACGAGUGCCAGGUCCUCCAGUCCAUGUUCCAACAGUGCCAUUUCCUCAGGCCCCUGCAGCACCACUGACAGAUCCUCAGGCCCAUGUUGCAUCAGUGCCAGUCCCAGUUCCUCGGGUUUCUACAGUAAUUGCACCAGCUCAGACCCCAGCAGUGUCAGUGCAAGUUCCUCAGAUGCCUACAGUCCCAGUGAUGGGUUCUGAGGCUCCUGUAGCAGCAGUGCAUGUUUAUAUGGUCCACAUUGCACCAGUGCCAGUUCCUCUCAUCUCUGUUGCACCAGUGCUAGGUCUUCAGACCCCUACAGUGACCGUGCCAGCUCCACGGGUCAAUGUAGCAUCAGUGCCAGUUCCACAAACUUCUGCAGGCCUAGUGCCAGCUCCUCAGGUCCCUGCAGUCCCAGCACCAGGUCUUCAGAUACAUUUUACAGUGUUAGUUCUUCCGACCCCUGCAAUGCCAGUUCAGGUCCCAGCAGCAGUUUCUCAGGUCCCUGUGCCACCAGUAUUGGCUCCCCAGGGCCCUGAAGCACCACUGCAAGCUCAUCAGGGUCCUAUAUCACAGGUGCCAGCAACUGAGGUUCAUGUGGCAAGAGUACCAGUUCCUCAGACCCCUGCAGCACCUGUGACACCUGCUCACGCCUCUGAAGUACCAGUGCUAGCUCAUGAGGUCACAGCAGUUUCUCAGGUCCCUGUGCCACCAGUAUUGGCUCCCCAGGGCCCUGCAGCACCAAUGCAAGCUCAUCAGGGUCCUAUAUCACAGGUGCCAGCAACUGAGGUCCAUGUGGCAGGAGUACCAGUUCCUCAGACCCCUGCAGCACCUGUGACAGUUGCUCACACCCCUGAAGUACCAGUGUUAGCUCAUCAGGUCCCUUCAGGACCAGUGCCGGCACCUCCAGUGACCGGACCACCAGUGGCAGCUCCUUAUGGCUCUCUGGUAACGGUACCAUCUCAGGCCUCAGCUCAGCCACCUCAUCAGGUCCUUGGAGCACCAAUGCCACCUCAUCAGGUCCCUGGAGCACCAAUGCCACCUCAUCAGGUCCCUGGAGCACCAAUGCCACCUCAUCAGGUCCUUGGAGCACCAAUGCCACCUCAUCAGGUCCUUGGAGCACCAAUGCCACCUCAUCAGGUCCUUGGAGCACCAAUGCCACCUCAUCAGGUCCCUGGAGCACCAAUACCACCUCAUCAGGUCCCUGGAGCACCAAUGCCACCUCAUCAGGUCCUUGGAGCACCAAUGCCACCUCAUCAGGUCUUUGGAGCACCAAUGCCACCUCAUCAGGUCCUUGGAGCACCAAUGUCACCUCAUCAGGUCCUUAGAGCACCAAUGCCAGCUCAAGACCCAGCAGCACCACAGCAAGCUUCUCAGGUCCCUGCAGUGGCAGUACAAGCUCACCAUUUCCCCACAGCACCAGUGCCAGUGACACUGGUCCGUGUACCACAAAUAUCAUCUCAUCCCGUAACUGCAGUACCAAUGCCACCUCAUCAGGUCCUUGGAGCACCAAUGCCACCUCAUCAGGUCCCUGGAGCACCAAUGCCAGCUCAAGACCCAGCAGCACCACAGCAAGCUUCUCAGGUCCCUGCAGUGGCAGUACAAGCUCACCAUUUCCCCACAGCACCAGUGCCAUUUACACUGGUCCGUGUACCACAAAUAUCAUCUCAUCCCGUAAUUGCAGUACCAAUGCCAGCUCAGGCCCCAGCUGCACUACAGCAAGCUUCUCAGGUCUCUGUGGUGCCAGUACAAGCUCACCAUGCCCAUGGAGCACCAGUUCCAUUUCAUCAGGUUCCUAGAGCACCAGUUCCCAUUCCACAUUCCCCCGCAGCACCAGUACCAACCCAGGCCCCACCAGCUACACAGCAAGCUUCUCAGGUCUCUGUGGUGCCAGUGGAAGCUCACCAUGGCCCGACAGUAGCAGUACAUCAGAGCUAUGGGGCACCAGUGCCCGUCUCUCAGAUCUAUGCAGUACCAAUGCCAGCUCAGGCCCCAGCAGCACUACAGCAAGCUUCUCAGGUCUCUGUGGUGCCAGUACAAGCUCACCAUGACCAGGGAGCACCAGUGCCAGUUUAUCAGGUCCCUGGAGCACCAAUGCCACCCCAUCAGGUCCUUGUAGCACCAGUGCAAGCUCAGGACCCAUCAGCACCACAGGAAGCUUCUCAGGUCUCUGUGGAUCCAGUACAAGCUCACCAUGGCCCGACAGCACCAGUGCCAGUUCCUCAGCCUGUUGCAAUUUCAGGAACAGCUCCUCAGGAACCUGUGCACCAACUUCCCGUUUCACAUUCCCCCGCAGCACCAGUGCCAUUUCCUCAGGGCUAUGGUGCACCAGUGCCAGUCUCUCAGAUUCAUGCAGUACCAUUGCCAGCUCAGGUCCCCGCAGCACCACAGCAAGCUUCUCAGGUUUCUGUGGUGCCAAUGGAAGCUCACCAUGGCCCAACAGCACCAGUUCAUCAGGGUUAUGGUGCACCAGUGCCAGUCUCUCAAACCCCUGCAGUACCAAUGCCAGCUCAGGCCCCCGCAGUACCACAGCAAGCUUCUCAGGUCUCUGUGGUGCCAGUACAAGCUCACCAUCACCAGGGAGCACCAGUGCCAUUUCAUCAGGUCCCUGGAGCACCAAUGCCACCCCAUCAGGUCUUUGGAGCACCAGUGCCAGUUCAUCAGUUUCCUAGAGCACAAAUUCCUAUUCCAUAUUUCCCCGCAGCACCGGUGCCAACCCAGGCCCCACCAGCUUCACAGGAAGCUUCUCAGGUCUCUGUGGUGCCAGUGGAAGUUCACCAUGGCCCGCCAGCACCAGUGCCAGUUCCUCAGCCUGUUGCAACUUCAGGAACAGCUCCUCAGGAACCUGUUCACCAAGUUCCCGUUUCACAUUCCCCCGCAGCACCGGUGCCAUUUCAUCAGGGCUAUGGCGCACCAGUGCCAUUCUCUCAGAUCCAUGCAGUACCAAUGCCAGCUCAGGCCCAAGCAGCACUACAGCAAGCAUCUCAGUUCUCUGUGGUGCCAGUACAAGCUCACCAUGCCCAAGGAGCACCAGUGCCAGUUCAUCAGGGCCAUGGAGCACCAGUGCCAGUCUUUCAGACCCCUGCAGUACCAGUGCCAGCUCAGGCCCCCGCAGUACCACAGCAAGCAUCUCAGUUCUCUGUGGUGCCAGUACAAGCUCACCAUGCCCAAGGAGCACCAGUGCCAGUUCCUCAGCCUGCUUCAGCCUCAGAACCAGCUCCUAAUGCCCAUGUGCUACGCGUACCAGUUCAUCAGGUCCCUGCAGAACCGGUGCCAGUUCACCAGGGCCAUGGAGCACCAGUGCCAGUCUUUCAGACCCCUGCAGUGCCAGUGCCAGCUCAGGCUCAUGCAGCACCACAGCAAGCUUCUCAGGUCUCUGUGGUGCCAGUACAAGCUCACCAUGACCAUGGAGCACCAGUGCCAGUUCCUCAGCUUGUUGGAACUUCAGGACCAGCUCCUCAGACCCCUGUGCAACAAGUUCCUGUUCCACAUCACCCCACAGCACCAGUGCCAGUCUCUCAGGCCAAUGCAUUACCAGUACCAGCUCAACCCCCACCAGAAGCACAGCAAGCUUCUCAGGUCCCUGCGGUGGCAGUACAAGCUCACCAUGCCCCGGCAGCACCAGUGCCCGUCUCUCAGAUCCAUGCUGCACCAGUGCCAGCUCAGGCCCCACCAGUACCACAGCAAGCAUCUCAGGUCUCUGUGGUGCCAGCACAAGCUUACCAUGUCCCUACAGCACCAGUGCCAGUUCCUCAGCCUGUUGCCACUUCAGGACUAGCACCAGUGUCAGCUCACCAGGUCCCUGGAGUACCAAUGCCAGCUCAUCAGUUCCCUGUAGCACCAAUGCCAGCUCACCAGGUCCCUGGAGCACCAGCGCCAGCUCAUCAGGUCCCUGGAGUACCAGUGCCAGCUCAUCAGGUCCCUGGAGCACCAAUGCCAGCUCAUCAGGUCCCUGGAGCACCAAUGCCAGCUCAUCAGGUUCCUGGAGCACCAGUGCCAGCUCAUCAGGUCCCAGCAGUAUCAAUACCAGCUCAUCAGGUCCCUGGAGCACCAAUGCCAGCUCAUCAGUUUCUUGGAGCACCAAUGCCAGCUUAUCAGGUCCCUGGUGCACCAAUGCCAGCUCAUCAGUUCCUUGGAGCACCAAUGCCAGCUUAUCAGGUCCCUGGUGCACCAAUGCCAGCUCAUCAGUUCCUUGGAGCACCAAUGCCAGCUUAUCAGGUCCCUGGCGCACCAAUGCCAGCUCACCAGUUCCCUGCAGUAUCAAUGCCAGCUCAUCAGUUCCCUGGAGCACCAAUGCCAGCUCAUCAGGUCCCUGACGCACCAAUGCCAGCUCAUCAGGUCCCUGGAGCACCAAUGCCAGCUCAUCAGGUCCCUGGAGCACCAAUGCCAGCUCACCAGGUCCCUGGUGCACUAAUGCCAGCUCAUCAGGUCCCUGGAGUACCAAUGCCACCUCAUCAGGUCCCUGGAGCACCAAUGCCAGCUCAUCAGGUCCCUGGAGCACCAAUGCCAGCUCCUCAGGUCCCUGGAGCACCAAUGCCAGCUCAUCAGGUCCCUGGAGCACCAAUGCCACCUCAUCAGGUCCCUGGAGCACCAAUGCCACCUCAUCAGGUCCCUGGAGCACCAAUGCCAGCUCAUCAGGUCCCUGGAGCACCAAUGCCAGCUCCUCAGGUCCCUGGAGCACCAAUGCCACCUCAUCAGGUCCCUGGAGCACCAAUGCCAGCUCAUCAGGUCCCUGGAGCACCAAUGCCAGCUCAUCAGGUCCCUGUAGCACCAAUGCCAGCUCCUCAGGUCCCUGUAGCACCAAUGCCAGCUCCUCAGGUCCCUGACGCACCAAUGCCAGCUCAUCAGGUCCCUGGAGCACCAAUGCCAGCUCAUCAGGUCCCUGGAGCACCAAUGCCAGCUCACCAGGUCCCUGGUGCACUAAUGCCAGCUCAUCAGGUCCCUGGAGUACCAAUGCCACCUCAUCAGGUCCCUGGAGCACCAAUGCCAGCUCAUCAGGUCCCUGGAGCACCAAUGCCAGCUCCUCAGGUCCCUGGAGCACCAAUGCCAGCUCAUCAGGUCCCUGGAGCACCAAUGCCACCUCAUCAGGUCCCUGGAGCACCAAUGCCACCUCAUCAGGUCCCUGGAGCACCAAUGCCAGCUCAUCAGGUCCCUGGAGCACCAAUGCCAGCUCCUCAGGUCCCUGGAGCACCAAUGCCACCUCAUCAGGUCCCUGGAGCACCAAUGCCAGCUCAUCAGGUCCCUGGAGCACCAAUGCCAGCUCAUCAGGUCCCUGUAGCACCAAUGCCAGCUCCUCAGGUCCCUGUAGCACCAAUGCCAGCUCAUCAGAUCUCUGGCGCACCAAUGCCAGCUCAUCAGGUCCCAGCAGUACCAAUGCCAGCUCAUCAGGUCCCAGCAGUACCAAUGCCAGCUCAUCAGGUCCCUGGAGCACCAAUGCCAGCUCAUCAGGUCCCUGGAGCACCAAUGCCACCUCAUCAGGUCCCUGGAGCACCAAUGCCAGCUCAUCAGGUCCCUGGAGCACCAAUGCCAGCUCAUCAGGUCCCUGGAGCACCAAUGCCACCUCAUCAGGUCCCUGGAGCACCAAUGCCAGCUUAUCAGGUCCCUGGUGCACCAAUGCCAGCUCACCAGGUCCCUGGCGCACCAAUGCCAGCUCAUCAGGUCCCUGGCGCACCAAUGCCAGCUCAUCAGGUCCCUGGCGCACCAAUGCCAGCUCAUCAGGUCCCUGGAGCACCAAUGCCAGCUUAUCAGGUCCCUGGAGCACCAAUGCCAGCUCAUCAGGUGCCAACUCAAGAAUUGUAUACUGAAGCUACAUGCCAGGUUCUUCCCGGCCCCAUAUUGCCGAUGUGA